Molecule: messenger RNA, 630 nt
Organism: Cyclospora cayetanensis
Lineage: Eukaryota; Apicomplexa; Conoidasida; Eucoccidiorida; Eimeriidae
Exons: 7
Coding region: 1-630 (209 amino acids)
Source: RefSeq, a predicted model, not a curated record
AUGGAGAACGCGUUGGAGAGUGUGCUGAGCUCUCUGGAGUCGCGAUCAGCAAAGCUCAGGAAAUGGGCAGAGAUGAACAUCCACGUCCAGAGCCAGGAGGUCGCUGGCCUUGAGGCUGCUGUCGGUGCCUUACAGCAGCAGCAGCAGCAGCUGCAGCGGCAUCGCCUCACAGCGCUUCCCGCGAUUGAGGAAGCGACUUUGCAAGAAAUUAGCCAGCUCCGACAAGAGAGAGAGGCACUGACUCAGCACAUGCGCCGAGAUGCCGAGCGGUUGUUAGACGGGCUUGGCCAGUUCCAAAAGGCGAAGGAAAGUUCGUGGGAGGCUUCGAUGCCGGCAGAAAGGGCCAAGGAGAAAUGUGCAGAGCUUUGGGAUCUUCUCGCGCAUGUCAAAGAUACGCGGAGGUCAGCGUCUGAAGCGCUUGCAGCAAAACUGAGCGACGCGCUCGGGGAGGCAGAGAAGGCCAUUGGUGAAGAGGCGGAGUCUCGGCGUGAAGCGGAAGCCGCUAUCAACAGGUGCAAUAGUUCUGCAGGGGCUGCAAGAAAUGCCCACUCAUGCAGAACACCGAGAAACAGCAUUCGCCAACUGACAGCACACUUGCGAAAGAAUGCAAAAAGCUGCGCUGCGGAGUAA